This is a messenger RNA of Fusarium redolens, 7383 nucleotides long. Its product is annotated as polyketide synthase. Lineage: Eukaryota; Fungi; Ascomycota; Sordariomycetes; Hypocreales; Nectriaceae. Gene Ontology annotation, molecular function: phosphopantetheine binding; 3-oxoacyl-[acyl-carrier-protein] synthase activity; oxidoreductase activity. Bases 1 to 7383 code for a protein of 2460 amino acids. Gene Ontology annotation, biological process: secondary metabolite biosynthetic process; fatty acid biosynthetic process. The transcript has 10 exons. The record is from RefSeq and is a predicted model, not a curated record.
AUGACUAUGAAUGAUCCAUCUUGCAGUGGUGUGAAUGCAAACGCAAAUGUCGUCGACAGGGGCGGAUCGCCUCAGCGCGAUAACGCCAACAUCAACAAACAGCAUCCCCACAAUGGUCAGCAGGACGCCGUCGCUGAUGCUCCAGAGGCGCUCCAAAUUGCCAUUUGCGGUAUUGCAUUGCGUCUUCCCGGAGGAAUAAGCAACUGCGAAGCGUACUGGGACCUCUUGUACCAUGGCCUCGAUGUCAGACGUCCUAUUCCUAGCAGCCGCUUCAACAUCGAUGGGUUUAACGAUAGUCUUAGAGGAAAAGACUCUAUCAAAACCAAACAUGGCUAUUUUAUCGAAGACGAUCUUUCAUUCCUUGACACGUCGUUCUUCUCGCUGACUAAAAAUGAACUUGAAAGGGUUGAUCCGCAGCAACGUCUGCUCCUUGAAGUAACCCAUGAAUGUCUCGAGGAUGCAGGAGAAAUCAAUUACCGUGGAAAGCAAAUCGGCUGCUACGUCGGUACUUUCGGAGACGAUUGGUUGAUCAUGAACACCAAGGAGCCCCUCCGAGGAGGACUAUACGCUACAACUGGAGGUGCAGAUCUCAUGAUGGCCAAUCGUAUUUCGUACGAAUAUGACUUUCAAGGACCCAGUAUGGUUAUUAAAACAGGCUGCUCAAGCUCAGCAGUAGCACUCCACGAAGCUUGUCGCGCCAUCCAGAAAGGAGAUGCUUCAAGCGCCAUUGUCGGAGGCGCCAACAUGAUCAUGACACCAGCACUUACAGCAACAAUGUCAUCUGGUGAGGUAUUGGCCCCUGAUGCAUCUUGCAAGACCUUUGAUGCCGCUGCUGAUGGCUAUGCUCGUGCCGAAGCCAUAACAGCUAUCUACAUCAAGCCCUUGUCCGAUGCUAUCCGUGAUGGCAAUCCGAUAAGAGCUAUUGUUAAAGGUACAGCUGUGAACUGUGAUGGUAAGUGUGUUAGUCUCGUGACUCCGAAUGGAGCUGCUCAUGAAGCUUUGAUGCGAGAGGCGUAUAGAGACGCUGGGUUGGAUCCGAAGGAUACCGCAUUUGUCGAGUGCCAUGGUACUGGGACACCAACGGGUGAUCCUAUAGAGGCUACGGCAGUCGGAAAAGUCUUUGGGGGAGAGAAGGAAGUUUUCAUCACUUCAGUCAAACCGAAUCUCGGCCAUUCAGAGGGUUCCGCCGGGCUGUCGUCUGUCAUCAAGUGUGUUCUCGCUAUAGAGCAUCAGAUGAUUCCACCCAACAUCAAGCUCAAGAACCCCAAUCCGAAUAUCCCUUUCUCCAAGUACAACCUGAAUGUUCCACUCGAGCCAACGCCAUUUCCAUCAGAUCGACAGAAAAGAGUCAGCAUCAACUCUUUUGGGAUUGGGGGAAGCAAUGCCCAUGUUAUUCUCGAGUCAUAUUCUUCAAGACAAAAUGAGGCUUCAACCUCAGUCGGCCAACGAAAUUCGGAAUCGCCUUCCUUGCUCCUAUUGUCAGCCAAUACGGAAACAUCCCUCCAAAGGCAGAUUCGCAACCAUCAGGAAAGAACAGCUAGAAAUCCCGAUUGCAUCGCUGAUCUUGGUUAUACCCUUGCAACGCACCGUAGGCAUCUACCUCAUAGGGCGUUCAUUGUUUCUCAGCGUGAGAAGUCAAUCGAAGUCUCAAGUCUAUUAAGAAUCCCUUCUAGUCCCCCGUCGCUCGUCUUUGUCUUCAGCGGACAAGGUGCACAGUGGCCUGGAAUGACGAAAGAACUCAUCGAAGGUGAUGACGCUUUUCGCUGUGACUUGAAUGCCAUGAACUCAGUCCUCCAGAGACUUGAGUUCCCGCCGAGCUGGAACCUCAUAGAUGAGCUUCUAAAGCCUGCGGAGACUUCUCAAAUAAACCGAGCUGAACUAUCACAGCCUCUCUGCACAGCAAUCCAGUUAGCGCUAGUCAACAAGUUCUCCCGCCUGGGGCUUUCUCCAACUGCUAUUGUUGGCCAUUCCAGUGGAGAAAUAGCUGGUACUUACGCAGCUGGUUACAUCUCCAUGGAAGAAGCCAUCGUCAUCGCCUAUUAUCGCGGCUAUGUGACAACAAAGCAGACCCGUCACGGGGGCAUGGCGGCUGUCGGAAUGGGAGCACAAGGUAUUUCCGAGUAUCUAACUGACGGUGUUGUUGUGGCCUGUGAAAACAGCCCGGAAAGCACUACCAUUUCUGGAGAUGCAGAUCGGAUAGCUCAAGUUGUUGAAGCCAUCAAAAAGGCUGAUUCUGACAUGUUUGCUCGUCUUCUCAAGGUCGACAUGGCUUAUCACUCACAACACAUGUUGCCUUUGAGUGCCGAGUACCAAGGUCUUCUUGAGUCUGAACUCCCGAAGCACGCUGGGACUAUCUCCUCCACUAAGAUUGAUAUGUUCUCCUCUGUCACCACUGAAAAUUGGACCUCAUUCUGCCUUGGCCGGUCCUCUGAGGCAGAUCUGUUCAGCUUCAUCACAACCAUUCUACUACAUCUCUUCCAAUCUCGCGAUGAAGAUUCCUCGGCUAUCUUUCUCAGCGCAGUGGGAAAGCUCUACCAACACGGCAUCCCUCUCGACCUGGCACCACUAUUCCCGAACUCAAAAGCCAUACCAGGCUUACCUACCUACCCUUGGGACCACAGCGCAACAUAUUGGUCUGAGAGUCGUAUAUCAAAAGCUUGGAGGUCCCGAGAGUACCCCCAGCACUGCCUUCUUGGUUCGCGCAACUUUGAAGGAUCAGACCUAGAACCUCAAUGGCGAAAUCUUCUCAGUAUAGAAGAUGUUCCCUGGCUUAUGGAUCAUAAGCUGAAUCAAGACGUGGUUUUUCCAUUCGCUGGGUACAUCGCGAUUGCUGGUGAAGCCAUCAGACAGGUUACUCACUCUCAUCUAGGUGCGGCAUAUCGACUGCGACAUGUUAUUGCUCAUCGAGCUCUGCUGAUUUCCGAUUCGGUUGAAGUCUCAACUAGCCUACGCGUUCAUCCGCUUAACGAUCUUGAAGACUCUUCAUGGUAUGCAUUUACUAUUUCCUCAUACGAUGGCUCAGGCUGGGCUAAGCAUUGUACGGGGCAAGUUAGCAUCUCUGAGAAGGUCAGAGUUGCGAAUUGGGUCCCAGAGGUGCUCCCUAGACAGAUUGACUGCACGCGCAUAUACAAUCAACUUGCCCAGGUGGGUUUCAUCUAUGGUCCUGAGUUCCGUGGCAUGUUAGACGCUACGGUUUCUCCUUUGGAAGACCUUGUCCACGGUCGCAUCGCCAACAAGACUGCGCAGAGUCACUCUCCAUUCACUCUACAUCCAGCGACGAUAGACACCGGUCUUCAGUUACUUCUUGUAUCGCAAGCGAGGGGUCUGGCUAGAAACAUCGUCGAACUUGCUGUACCAACAGCUAUUCAAGACGUUGAGGUCAGCGGAGGCACAGAUCUGAUGGACGCCAAGGCAUGGAAGCUACAUGAAACAGAACCGUGCGUUGAACUCAAUGCUGGUGGGAAAGUCGCCCUCCGCGCUUCAGGUAUACAGUUGAGGGCUCUGGGAGAGGAAAUGCCCUUUGACGAACUCGACGUUCAUGCUGCUUCACGCCUCAACUGGCUUCCGCACUUUGACUUUGUGGACCCCUCGAAACUCUUUGUUCCACCAACUAUCAACCGGGAGGAGUGCCAUCUACAGGAGGAGUUGACUCUUCUUUGCAUCAUUGAAACUGUUGAGAAGAUUAAAUCUCUCGAGCCAUGCCAACCUCACUUCACCAAGUUCCGAAACUGGCUCAACAAACAGCUUGAUGUUGCCGCAUAUGGGGAUUACAACCUUGUCAGUGAACCUCAACAAUUCCUUGAUACUUCCCAGGAGUUUAGGCUCUCCAAGAUCGAAGAAAUCACCUGUAAGUUACUGGAGAUGCCGCAAAAGGCGCUGACUAUCGGACUCCGACGUCUCUUUGAUGAUAUCGAGAACCUGUUCACUGGCAAAGCAGCAACUAUCGAGACUCUUCUCAAGGACAACGUCUUGGCAGAUAUUUACAAUGUUAUGACUUUCGAUUACUACAAGUUUCUCUGCAUUCUUUCACAUACACGCCCUACCCUCAGAAUUCUCGAGGUCGGAGCUGGAACAGGAGGCACUACAGAGACUAUUCUCCGAGGCCUAGCGCAGGUACAAGGGCUCCCGGCUUACUCUGUCUAUACUUUUACGGACAUCUCCGCUGGUUUCUUUCCUGCAGCCAAGGAUCGUUUUUCGAAUGCUUCAAACAUGGAGUUCAAAGUGUUAGACGUCUCCCAGAAUCCUCUUGAACAGGGCUUUCAAAGCGGAACUUAUGAUCUUAUCGUGGCAGCCAACGUUUUGCACGCUACGCCUUCACUGCACGAGACGUUGAACAAUAUUCGAGCCUUGCUCAAAUCAGACGGCAUGCUUGUCAUGACAGAAGUGUGCAGUCUAUCACGUUUGACGAACUAUGUUUUCGGCAACUUUUCUGGCUGGUGGUUGGGAGAACAGGACGAUCGACCUGAUCAGCCCUAUGUCCCUGUAUCACGAUGGGACCAAGAGUUGAAGAAGACUGGGUUCAGCGGUGUUGAUGUGGCUGUCUAUGAUGAUGAAGAGCCAUAUCGGCAUUGUGCUGUCAUAGUGGCUGGCAAAGAACCUUCUUUCGCCAUUGACCCUACUUCUGUUACUCUAUUAGCCCAGUAUCCUGAGAGUUAUCCAGCUACCCAAGUCUCGGCUGCACUGGAAUCUAGAGGUUGGAAGAUCGCAGUGCGCAAAAUAGAAGAUGAAGCUCCUCAAGAUCAGGAUAUCGUCUCGUGCCUUGACUUGGAAGCCGCCUUCUUUGAGGACAUUUCACAAGAAUGGUUCAUGAAGUUCCGAGAAUUCACACGGUCUCUUGGCUCAAACAGCGUUUUGUGGCUCAUGCCUCCGACUCAGGUUGGGUGUUUGAAUCCAAGAUCGGCUCAAACACUGGGUGUUGCUCGAACUCUUCGAUCAGAACUAGGGCUGAACUUCUACACGCUCGAGAUUGACCUCAAGGAGGAUCAUUUUAGUACUCUGGUUACGAAUGUCUUUGAGAAGGUCAUACAAGAUCAAGACAGUGAGACUCUUGAGCCAGAUAAGGAAUAUAUUGUGCAUGACGGUGCGAUCUGUGUUGGUCGGUACCAACCUAUUCAUAUCGCUGAAGAAGCGUUGGACAAGGCUCAGCGUGGCGAGGUCAUGAAGACCUUGCGAGUUGAGCAGCUUGGAUCCCUCGAAACAAUGAACUGGUCCGUCGCCAGGAUACCAGACUCGCUCAUGGACGACCAAAUUGAGGUCAAAGUUCACUGCGCUGGUCUCAACUUCCACGACAUUGUCUCAGCUAUGGGUCUAAUCCCCUCCGAAACUUCACAUGUCUCACCAGGUGUCGAAGUCUCUGGCGUAGUCAGACGCCUUGGAAGCGCAGUGAUGGGCUUUUCUAUCGGAGAUCGCGUCAUGAGUCUAUGUUACAAUGGCGGCUUCUCUACGUACUUCACAGCCAAGCAUCACUACAUGCACCAGAUUCCCGAUGACAUGAGCUUUGAAGAAGCUGCUACCAUUCAAUGUUGUUUUUCCACCGUCAUAUAUGCAUUACUUGACGUAGGGAAGAUGCGCAAGGGAACCAGCGUGUUGAUCCAUUCUGCCUGUGGGGGCAUUGGUCUGGCAGCUAUUCAGGUCGUACAGAUGAUGGAAGGGGAGAUAUAUGCCACAGUGGGAAACAAGGAGAAGAGAGAAUAUCUGGUCAAGGAAUACGGUAUCCCACGGGAACGCAUCUUCCACUCCCGCGAUGUUUCGUUCCUGGAUGGGGUCAUGCGUCAAACAGCCGGAAAAGGCGUCGACCUAGUUUUGAACUCUCUCAGCGGCGAGCUUCUCAACGCUUCAUGGAAGUGUGUUGCCAAGUCCGGUACUUUCCUUGAGCUUGCGAAGCGCGACCUCGCUUCAUGUGGUCAGCUUGAUAUGAGUGGCUUCUUAGACAAUAGGUCGUAUUGCGGUAUUGAUAUGCACUACCUGAUAGGAGAGCAGCCUGUCGUAGUAAAGGGUGUAAUGGAAAGAACUCUCGAAUUCUUCAGACAGGGAAAGCUCAGAGCUAUAAAACCUGUGACCUCUUUUGCCGCCAGCGACGCCAAGAAGGCAUUUCGCUACCUCCAAGAUGGUCAGCAUAUGGGGAAGGUGGCUCUCGACAUGCCUACAGACUCAUCGAAGCUCGAGGCUAAGACCGCCACUCAGGGUAUACGGUUCAACCCUCUCGCAUCUUACUUCCUUGUUGGUGGCUUGGGUGGUCUCGGUAGAGCUUUGGCGGUCUGGUUAGUGGAGCGCGGGGCCAAACACCUUGUGUUUCUCUCAAGAAGCGGUAUGGCGGACGACAAGUUCUCUUUAGAACUUGAGGCCAUGGGAUGCAGUGUCUCUGUCGUCAAGGGAAGCGUUAACAGUCUGGAGGAUGUAGAAAAUGCCAUCAGCAAGGCCCCCUAUCCCAUCAAAGGUGUCUUUCACCUUGCUAUGGUACAAAGAGACUCUCCCCUGCUGGAAAUGAAGUGGGCGGAUUGGAAGGAUGCCAACGAGCCCAAGGUCAAUGGAACUUGGAAUCUCCAUCAAGCACUUCAUGACCAGCCCCUGGAUCACUUCUGGCUAGCAAGUUCCGCAGUCACAUUUGCCGAUCAGCCUGGUCAGGGCAACUACAAAGCCGGAUGCAUGUUCAUCGAAUCAUUCUGCCAGUACAGACACUCUCUUGGCCUUCCCGCAUCGGUACUCUCAAUAUGUGGUAUUGAAGACGUCGGAUACUUGGCAGAGAAUCCAUCAGCGCUUCGCAGCAUUAAACUUCAGGGUCUACACACUGUGAGAGAAAAGGAGUUUCUUGAAAGUGUAGAGGCUUCUCUGUUCAAUUCUGCUCCAAGGAAGGACAGCUCUAGCGGUAGUUUCGGGAACCUCUCGUCGAAUGAGUGGUCGCCGUGGAAGAAUAAUGGCCAUAUUGCUAUGGGUAUGAGAUCUCAUCUUCACCUCGACGAUCCCAAAAAUCCUACCAAUUGGCGUCGUGAUCGUCGAAUGGGUGCAUAUCACAACCUUCCAACUGGAGAUAAAUCCGACACGCGAGGUGAAAGCAGUCAACUCAAGAUCUUUCUGCAGACCGUCAGUGAAGGAGAUGCCAUUGAAACACUAGCAGAAGAAGAGUCGAUUGACUUUCUAUCUAUCGAGAUUGGUACAAAGGUCAACGAUUUUCUUCUUCGUCCAGAUGCACCUGUUGAUCCUAAUCUCAGAUUAUCUGAGAUGGGACUCGAUUCACUUACUGCGAUUGAGUUGCGGCGAUGGUUUGGUCAAGUGUUUGGAUUGCAAGUUAGUGUGUUGGAGAUGAUCGGGGCAGCGUCGCUGAAGGAGGUUGGGCGGAUUGUAGCGACCAGAUUGGGGGAGAAGCUUAGUCGACGGGACAUGUGA